GCAGCAGCAGCAAUAGUGUGUGCGUGUUGAUGCUGAGGAGGCCCCCAGUGCAUCAAGAGACACAGCCUCCAACUUCCUCCUCGUCCAGCUCGACUCGGUAACUCUGGCCGCCUUCAGGCUCCUACACACCGGGGAGCAGCGAGCCUGCGCGGGCAGAGACUCCAGCGUCCCUCGCUCCCAACAAGCCACCAGCGGCGAGCUCAGACUGCCGCCGCCGCUGCUAAACGGGCCCUAAGUGGCUCGCACCGAGCCCGGCCUACUUCCCCACCCCCCGCCGCCCCACACACAGCCUAGCCGGAGAGGAGGAGUGGACCUCGCUGCCAGCAUCGCCCGUGGUGCUGCGGUGUCGGCGUGCGUGGAUGAGCCGCUGGAGACGAGGCAGAGAUGGCUGUUCUCAAGCUGGCCGACCAGGUAGAGCCGCUAGCCGCCGCUAGCUUUAGCCUGCUCUCAUCCAACAUGCUUGCCUCCUCUCAUCCAGGCCAUCUUUAGCGCCGACCCCGAGGAUAUACGAAUGCUCAUAUGCAAGUCUGAAGACAUCAAUGCUCUGGAUGCUGAGAAGCGUACUCCGCUCCAUGCUGCCGCCUUCCUGGAUGAUGCCGAAAUCACUGAACUCCUCAUCCUCUCAGGCGCCCGGGUCAAUGCCAAAGAUAACAUGUGGCUCACCCCACUCCAUCGGGCUGUGGCGUCCCGCAGCGAGGAGGCUGUACGAGUGCUGAUCCGCCACUCGGCCGACGUCAAUGCCCGCGACAAGAACUGGCAGACGCCGCUGCACCUGGCCGCCGCCAACAAUGCGCUGCGCUGCGCCGAGGUCAUCAUCCCCAUGCUGAGCAGCGUCAACGUGUCGGACCGCGGCGGACGCACCGCCCUGCACCACGCCGCCCUCAAUGGCCACAGAGAGAUGGUCAACCUUCUCCUCGCUAAAGGAGCCAACAUCAACGCUUUCGAUAAGAAGGAUGGGCGGGCACUGCACUGGGCCGCUUUUAUGGGUCACUUGGAUGUAGUGUGUCUACUGGUGAGUCAGGGGGCGGAGAUAAGCUGCAAGGACAAGCGAGGCUACACCCCCCUGCACACGGCGGCCUCUAGUGGACAGAUAGCGGUGGUGAAGCACCUGCUGUACCUGGCCGUAGAAAUCGAUGAGUCCAACGCCUUCGGGAACACGGCGCUCCACGUGGCGUGUUUCAACGGCCAGGAGGCUGUGGUGAGCGAGCUGAUCGACUACGGUGCUAACGUCAGCCAGGCUAAUAACAAAGGUUUCACACCGCUGCACUUUGCCGCCGCCUCCACGCACGGAGCGCUCUGUUUGGAGGUCCUGGUCAAUAACGGUGCCGAUGUCAACGUACAGAGUCGAGAUGGAAAGAGUCCUCUUCACAUGACUGCUGUCCACGGUCGCUUUACUCGCUCUCAGACUCUCAUCCAGAAUGGCGGUGAGAUCGACAGUGUGGACAAGGACGGCAACACGCCGCUCCACAUCGCUGCUCGCUACGGCCACGAACUCCUGAUCAACACGCUCAUCACCAGCGGAGCCGACUGCACCAGACGAGGUGUCCACGGCAUGUUCCCUCUGCACAUGGCGGCCUUGAAUGCUCACUCGGACUGCUGCCGCAAGCUUCUCUCCUCAGGCCGGAGGUUUAGCAUAAUGUGUAACGACUCGGUCCUGUGUGCAGGCUUCCAGAUCGACACCCCCGACAGUCAGGGGAGGACCUGCCUGCACGCCGCCGCCGCCGGAGGCAACGUGGAGUGUGUCAAGUUAUUGUUGACGAGCGGCGGCGACCACAACAGGAGGGACAACUGCGGCAGGACUUCGCUCCACUAUGCCGCCGCCAGUCGUCACUACCAGUGUCUGGAGACCCUGGUGGCUUGUGGGACCGCCAUUAAUGCCACCGACAAGUGGGGGCGCUCUGCUCUGCACUACGCUGCAGCUUCUGAUCUGGACCGAAGGCGUCGUGUUGCUCUGGAGCCUGAGAGUGAAGGAGUGCAGGCGGAGAGGGAGAAAGAGGCGGCACUAUGUUUGGAGUUCCUGCUUCAGAGCGGAGCGACGGCCUCUCUCAAAGACAAACUAGGUUACAGUCCAGUGCAUUACGCUGCAGCCUACGGACACAAACACUGUCUGGAGCUGCUGCUGGACAGAGAUGACGGUUAUCAUAACGACCCGGAAUGCCCUAACGCCAGGAGUCCCCUUCACCUGGCCGCAUACCAUGGUCACGCUCAGGCCUUGGAGGUGCUGCUGCAGGGUGAGAGGGAGGUGGACCGUGUGGACGAGGCCGGCCGGACCCCUCUUGCCAUGGCGGCUCAGCGGGGUCACACAGACUGCGUUCACAUCCUGCUCAGCCAUGGGGCGUCGCCGCACACUUGUGACACGCAGCACGGAGGCACUCCAGUGCACUUAGCAGUGAUGAACGGCCACACGGAGUGCGUGCGCCUCCUGCUGGACGAUUCGGACAGUGCGGCCCUAGCAGACGCCGCUGACUCUCAGGGACAGACCCCUCUGAUGCUGGCCGUGGCAGGGGGUCAUGUGGACGUCGUGUCUCUGCUGCUGGAGAGGGAAGUGGACGUCAACAUGGUGGACAACCACGGCAUGACAGCGCUGCACCUAGGGCUGCUGUGCGGCCAAGAGGAAUGCGUCCAGUGUCUUCUGGAGCAGGAGGCCUCCGUGUUGCUUGGCGACGCACAGGGUCGCACUGCCAUCCACCUGGCGGCGGCGCGCGGCCACGCCUCCUGGCUGAGCGAGCUACUGAGCAUCGCCUGCCCUGAACCAGACUCGCUGCCCCCUGUCAGAGACCACCACGGAUAUACACCACUGCACUGGGCCUGCUACCACGGUCACGAGGGCUGUGUGGAGGUUCUACUGGAGCAGAAGGGUUGUCGCUGCAUUGACGGCAACCCAUUCACGCCACUGCACUGUGCUGUGGUGAACGGCCACGAGGCGUGUGCAUCUCUGCUGCUGGAGGCCAUGGGCUCAGCCAUCGCUGGCUGCAAGGAUGCUAAAGAAAGGACUCCCCUCCAUGCGGCAGCCUUCUCGGGUCACGUGGAUUGCGUCCAGCUGCUCCUUUCCCACGAUGCACCAGUGGACGCCGUGGACCAAUCGGGUCGCAGCACAUUGAUGAUGGCGGCCGAGAAGGGUCACACUGGGGUCGUUGAGGUUCUGCUCAACAGUGCCCCCAGCAGCCUCCAUCUAACGGACAAAGAUGGCAACACCGCCCUGCAUCUAGCUUGUAAGAAUUGGCCAAAGGAACAUAGUAACUCAACUGCAGACAGUAUCAAACGUUUAUCAGAGGGGAAAAAGAGGAGGCGUUUGUUAGAGGGAAAAGAACAGUGCGUCCUGCUAAUCCUGGACAAAUUGUCCGACUCAGAGCGAAUCAACGCCACAAACGCCGCGCUGCAAACCCCCCUCCACCUGGCGGCUCGUAGCGGACUCAAACAGGCGGUCCAGGAGCUGCUGUCGCGUGGAGCCAACAUUCAGACGGUGGACGAGAACGGUUUGACCCCGGCUCUGGCUUGCGCCCCCAGCCAUCAGGUGGCAGACUGUCUGGCUCUCAUUCUGGCUACCAUGAUGCCUUUCUGCUCCCCUUGCAGCUCCGGGGCCCCCUCCCCGGGUUCCCUGCUGAGGCAGCUUCACCCUAAGGCGCCCAGAGGCCCCCCCGACAACGCCCGACCCCGUGGACCUCGCAGCCCACGGAACCCGUCGGGACCCUCCAGCGAGGGGACCACAGAGAACGACUCUGAGGAUUCGGAAACGUUCUGACGUUUUGAGGUGACGUCUUCGGACUGAAGGAGAAGGUUGCAUGUUUGUUCUUUCACGGGUGCUCAAAUCCAAACUGACCUCGAUACUCGGUCUCCGCUUGGUGAGACCUUUUUUUUUGUCUUUUACCAGAAAGGCAGAAAAAAAAGCCAUUUUUUAACUUUUUGUACAAAACAAAACUAAAUGUCCUUUUAGUAGUUUUUCCUAAUAGGCUGGUUUGAUCAACACAAAUAACGUUGAUCAAACACGUCGCCUCGCAACGAUACUCCGUGGCCGACGCACUUAUUAAAAAUAGCUGACUAAUUGUCUCAACAAUCACUUUGUUACCUGAAGCACAAAGCUGGCUUGUUCGGAAAGCACUCGAUUUUUCCCUUCUCCUGCAUGCCGACAUUCGUGAACCAGGGUAGCCGACGUUAGCAACUUAAAAAAAAACAAAAAAAAAACUAACACACCGCCGUUAAAAUCACCUGACAGGAGGUCUUCCUCUCUUCUUUCUUUGUUUUCAUUUUACACAGCGGUACAAAAACUGCCAGCACUUAAAUGUAAACAACACAAGGCCUUGACCUCUUCUAGCUCCGCCCCCUCAACCUCCACGUGACUACUUACCAGCAACGUGCCAUCAAUGCAGUGCCUUGACGCUUGUUUUUAAAACGACAUUUCCUACUAAUUCAAUACAGUAGAUCCCUGCUAUUUGCCAAAGGCCAAAAACCGUGACUAACGGACACACCACUUUUUGAUGCCUCUCGGUUAUUAACUCAUUCAAUCCCAGACAAGCCCUUCACUACCGGCCAUUUUCGACCAUUUUGACUGGUCUUUCAAGGCACACAGAAUAUUGUGUUUUACGGCUAUAUAAACAUGGAACCUUUUGUUUCUACCCUUUUCCGUUCUUUAGUAAUCAGCAGUAGAAACACAGGUAAGUUUCAGGACAAUAUCAGUUCCCAACUACAUAAGGGAGAAAAACAGCUUUUUACAUUUAAAAAUAACUUUCACUUUGACACAAAUAUUUGGACAUUGAACUUGUGACUGUAGUAUUCUACAUUGGUCACUAGGUGUCAGUAAUUGCUCGUUGAGACAAGCACCAGACUUGAAACCACAGGCUUUUAUUGCAUAAUCCCACAACAGGCAUGACAGCAAUAAUAUAAUAAUAAUCAUAAUAAUAGCACGGGCUACUGUUGCUGCCGUAGCCCACGGCAAGCUAAAACUCAACUCUGAAUCCCCGACUUCCUGUCCCCCACACGGAACACAUUUACUGCGACACACACAAGCACACCUUUUAUUUUUGUCUUAAAACGGCUUAUUUUCUCUGAUCAUGUCUACUAUAUCGGGUAAUACACACGUAUGUCUAGAGGGCUCUCAAGUGUUCAAAAUCAUAUUUAGAAGCUCGUAAACAGGUUUUCUCUGCCAUAAUUACAUAAAUAUUACAUUUUUAAAGAAGGAGUCCUACUUUACAGUCGGAUCUGAAACCAAUUAACCACGAUAAACGAGCAAUGACUGCAUAGCAGGGGUCUCCGCUUUUUUCCUUGUGAGAGCUACUUUUACAAAAUGAACAUGGCCAAGAGCUACGCAUUUUUGUACCGUUUAUUUUCAUAGUUUAUUUCAAGCCAAACAAAGCCAAUAUGUUUUACCAGGACAUUAUCAAAAUGCUGGUGUCCACGACUCACAUUUUGUAUUGAACGCUGCAUUUCUCUCUAGUGUUCUCACAUGAAUUGAAAAGCAGGCUUGCCGGCGCGUCAUGUGCCCGUGGGGGGGCUACCUGGUGCCUGCGGGCACCGCGUUGGUGACUCCUGCUGUGUAGUAUUUUACUUACUAUUGUAAAAUCAUCAUUUCCAUCCUUACAUUUACUUGUCAAAGCAUCUUCCUGCUGGAAAAUUGAGUGAAUUGGCUUUUGUGAGGCAGCACCCUGUCUGCAGAUAGCAACAUCAAGUCACUUUUGGUUCAAGUUAGCAUUAAACUAUAUAUAAUUUACAAUUUAAAGCAGAAAAGAGACAUCUGUGAAUGUGUGGGGGCAGCGACUGCCGAACUGCAAAGAGCUGGGGAUCUACUGUACACAGUAAGAGGGUCAGGUCACCUAAUCACAACCAGCACAUUUUAUUGCCGUUACUUUGUGUGACUUGUUAGGACGUGGUGGUCACACGUUUACCACGGAGUGUUAGGCCCACUCAGAAAAAAAAACUAUUAAAAUGUAUUGUACUAUACCGUAAUCAAGUAGCAAUACUAUGGGAAUGAAGGUGAAAUAUUACAAGAAAAAACAAGUCUAAAUUGUACAAUAAUAAAGUUGCAGCAUUCCGAGCAAGACGACGAAAUAUUACAGGAAAAAAGUUUUAUAAAUUCCCAACAUUACAAAAAAAAGGUCAAAAUUUUACAAUAAGAAACUUUUAGCAUUCCGGGAAAGACGAAAUAUUAUUUUUAAAAAAGUUGUAAUAUUAUGAUGGGAAAAAAAAUAUUUUAAUGGAAUGAAUGUAAUAUUGCAAUAAAAAGUAAGGAAAAAAGUUGGACAUUGUGCUGGGGAAAAAGCACUUUUUUUUUUUCCACAGGGAUUAAAUUGCAAUAUUACAAAGGCAAAAUGUCAAAAUCUUGCGAGAUAAAAAAAAAGUUAAAUUUUUAUGAGAAAAAAAGUUCUAACUUCACGAUCAAAGUUCUAGAAGUACGAGAAAAAAAAGUUGUCAGUUUACAGGAAUGAAGAUGCAAUAAUACAAUGAAAAGUAAUCAAAUGAAAAGUAAUCCUUUUAAGGGAAUCAAGAACUUACUUUCACAAUUUGUUUGUCCACAGUAAUUUCACAACAGUGAAACAAACAGCGUGGGUCUAAUACUCAUUUGUAGACGUUAAAUAGAUGUGUACUCACAUUUGUGUUGCUCAGUUGGAGCAUGGAAAUGUGGGAGUGUGUGUGUGUGUGUGUGUGUGUGUGUUUUUUGUCACUCCACUGGAGCUGGAAGGCAAACAUUCCCAAUGGUGUUGAAUUAAAAACCAAACUGGUACUAGACUAAACCAAAUGUUCUUCCGUCAUUUGAAUUGUGAAGUACAGAAGCUGAGAAACACGUUGAAGGUCAUGUGUGCUAUUGAUCCAAACCACUAGAGGGCACUUUAGUUAAUUUUGAACUAAACGGCCUAAGGAAAUGAUCAUGUUGUUUGUAAGUUAUACAAGUACAUUGGUGAUGAAUGCUUUUCAUUGGACAACAUUUCACUUUGAGUCAAGAGACUUUUUAUGUCAGUUUUUUGUUUUGCAAACUGCUCUGACUUGCUGUUGGGGAACUUAAAGGUUGUCUUUGGUACUGCUCUUUUAUAUAAUAUUCAUGCUUCGUAUGGUUUUUCAUGACAGAUGGAGCCUCUGACCUUAAAUUAACUUAAGAGACGACCUGAUGUUUCCUUAGCACGUCGUUUUAAAAACCGUGUUGAUUAUUUUCACAGCAGUUCCUGAUGCAGUACGACCCCGCUGACGGCUGUUCGUCAGCUACACUUUUUGUUUUUAUAUAUAUUGUACAAUUAGAACAUUAAAUGUGUGCAGUUUG
Molecule: messenger RNA, 7246 nt
Organism: Dunckerocampus dactyliophorus (ringed pipefish)
Lineage: Eukaryota; Metazoa; Chordata; Actinopteri; Syngnathiformes; Syngnathidae
Gene: ankrd44
Product: ankyrin repeat domain 44
Exons: 30
Coding region: 512-3742 (1076 amino acids)
Cellular component (GO): cytoplasm
Molecular function (GO): protein binding
Source: RefSeq, a predicted model, not a curated record